CCCUCUUUUGAGGAUACUUUCGCAUAGCUUGUUUGCAAAAUGGCGGCAACGCAGGCUUCAAAUCCUUCGCAAUUGCUACCACUUGAACUGGUGGACAAAUGCAUUGGCUCCCGAAUUCACAUCGUUAUGAAAAAUGACAAAGAAAUAGUGGGUACCUUAUUGGGGUUUGAUGAUUUUGUCAACAUGGUACUUGAAGAUGUUACAGAGUUCGAGAUUACACCAGAGGGCAGAAGGAUAACAAAACUGGAUCAAAUUUUACUCAAUGGCAACAAUAUCACAAUGUUAAUCCCAGGAGGAGAAGGACCGGAAGUAUGAGAAGAUUUGGCUCAUCUUUAAUCUUUUCAUUUUGACAGCUUUCUUUUUCAAUGUACCUACUGAUUAUAAAAAUAUUGUAGGAAUUGUUUUGAGUUACUGUAGUUUUUAGUUUAUAAUUAGUUUUUAUUAUAUUUUUCAUAACAGUCAAAAUCCUCUGAAAAGUGUUAGUGAGGCUGGUAAAUAAUUAUUAUUAUUUUUUUUGGUUAUAAAUGACAGGAAAUAAAUUAUGCAUGGACCACUCUGUCAUGUAACAUGCAGAUUUAAUUUGUAGCUAUGGUCAAGAAAGUGUUUUUCUUUAUCAUAGUCUUAGAAUAUCUAUUAUAUCGUUCUGAAUGAACUCAAGUGCCGCAUCAGUGAAUGAAUGAAUUGUUGAAUUUCCAGAUUUUUGUUUACCUUCACUAUAACAGCAACAGUGUAAUUUGAUAGCAGUAAAGAACAGGCCGAUGUAUUGUAUCAAGUUUGAUUUAUUGUUUGAUACCAAAUAAAGUUGCAGUAAAUACA
This is a messenger RNA of Electrophorus electricus (electric eel), 816 nucleotides long. It is a transcript of the gene lsm5, whose product is annotated as LSM5 homolog, U6 small nuclear RNA and mRNA degradation associated. The record is from RefSeq and is a predicted model, not a curated record. NCBI's taxonomy places the organism in Eukaryota, Metazoa, Chordata, Actinopteri, Gymnotiformes, Gymnotidae. Gene Ontology annotation, molecular function: RNA binding. Gene Ontology annotation, biological process: mRNA splicing, via spliceosome. Gene Ontology annotation, cellular component: U4/U6 x U5 tri-snRNP complex; U6 snRNP; Lsm1-7-Pat1 complex.